Metschnikowia bicuspidata var. bicuspidata NRRL YB-4993 is the source of this 576-nucleotide messenger RNA. Its product is annotated as frequenin. Bases 1 to 576 code for a protein of 191 amino acids. The transcript has a single exon. Gene Ontology annotation, molecular function: calcium ion binding. Gene Ontology annotation, cellular component: cytosol; membrane; intracellular membrane-bounded organelle. The record is from RefSeq and is a predicted model, not a curated record. Lineage: Eukaryota; Fungi; Ascomycota; Pichiomycetes; Serinales; Metschnikowiaceae.
AUGGGGAAAGCUGUGUCGAAACUUUCCAAAGAGGAAAUCAAACAGCUACGUGAUCGCACGCUUUUCGACAAGCGUGAGCUACAGCAAUGGUAUAAAGGUUUUUUGCGGGACUGCCCCAGUGGGCAUCUUUCCGAGGAGGAAUUUGCCAAGGUGUUCAAGCAGUUUUUUCCCUUUGGGGACCCCACCGAUUACUGCCACUAUCUCUUCCGUAUCUUCGACACGGACGGCUCCAAGUACAUUGACUUCAAGGAGUUCAUCGUUGCACUUUCACUCACGGCCCGCGGCGACCUCAACCAAAAACUUGACUUCACUUUCAAGCUAUAUGACUUGGACCGUGAUGGCAAGAUCUAUUACCAAGACGUGCUCGCCGUCGUCACAGCAAUAUAUAAAAUGGUGGGGCCCAUGGUCGCGUUGCCUGAGGACGAACGCACGCCCGACCUCAGGGCUGCAAAGUUGUUCCUGGCCAUUGAUAAGGACAAGGAUUCCGAUUUCUUGGACUUCGACGACUUGAAGCGUGUAGUGAAGGCCGACCCUUCUCUCAUCAACUCGUUGAAUUCGUAUGAGGGUUUAGUAUGA